Rhinolophus ferrumequinum (greater horseshoe bat) is the source of this 4963-nucleotide messenger RNA. It is a transcript of the gene MAPK9, whose product is annotated as mitogen-activated protein kinase 9. Gene Ontology annotation, cellular component: nucleus; cytoplasm. Gene Ontology annotation, molecular function: JUN kinase activity; ATP binding. The record is from RefSeq and is a predicted model, not a curated record. Lineage: Eukaryota; Metazoa; Chordata; Mammalia; Chiroptera; Rhinolophidae. The transcript is spliced from 11 exons. Gene Ontology annotation, biological process: JNK cascade; protein phosphorylation. The coding region runs from base 1125 to 2078 and encodes 317 amino acids.
AGAGAAAUGGUGCUGGAAUGACUGAAUAUCCACGUGCAAAAGAAUGAAGUUGGACUCCUACCUCUCAUCGUGUAAGAAGUAAACUCAAAAUGGGUCAAUAACCUAAAUAGAAGACCUAAAACCAUAAAACAGAAGAAAACUUAGGAGGAAAGCUUCAUGACUUUGGAUCCUUAGAAAUGACACCAAAAGCAUGAGCAACAAAAGAAAAAAAUUGGACUUCCUCAAAUUGUGCAUCGAAGGACACUAUCAAGAGAGUGAAAAAACCUACAAAAUGGGAGAAUAUUUGCAAAUAUAUCUGACAAGUAUCCAGAAUAUAUAAAGAACUUGUAUAGCUCAACAACAAAAAGAAAAAUUUUUUAAAAACAGGCGAAGGAUUUGUAGAGACAUUUCCCCAAAGAAGAUACACAAAUGGCCAAAAAGCACAUGAAAAGAUUCUCAUCAUUAGUCCUUUGGGAAAUGUAAGCCGAAACCACCUUGAGAUACCACUUCCCACCCACUAGAAUGACCAUAAUCAAAACCAAAAAUAACAAAUGUAGACAAGAAUGUGAAGAAAUGAGAACCCUUAUACAUUGCUGGUGAGAAUGUAAAAUGAUGCAGCCAAUUGUGGAAAGCAUUUUGAUGGUUCCUAACAAGUUAAACAUAGAAUUACAUGUGACCCAUUAAAUACUCUUAAAUAUCUACCCAAAAGAAUUAAAGACAGAUGUUCAAAUGAAGACUUAUACACAAAUAUUUCUAGCAGCACUUUUUGCAAUUGCCAAAAGGCUGAAACAGCCCAGAUGGCCAUUAGUGGGUGAAUGGACACACAAAGUGUGUAAUAUAUGUACAUGGAAUAUUACUCAUCAAAAGGAGUGAAGCACUGAGACAGCCUCCAACAUGGAUGAUCCUCAAAAGCAUUAUGCUGAGUGAGAGAAGCCAGACAUGAAAGUGCUGCUUUUGAUACAGUUCUUGGGAUAAACGUUGCAGUCAAGAAACUAAGCCGGCCUUUUCAGAAUCAAACUCAUGCAAAGAGAGCUUAUCGUGAACUCGUCCUCCUAAAAUGUGUCAAUCAUAAAAAUAUCAUUAGUUUGUUAAAUGUGUUUACACCACAAAAAACUCUAGAAGAAUUUCAAGAUGUGUAUUUGGUUAUGGAAUUAAUGGACGCUAACUUAUGUCAAGUUAUUCACAUGGAGUUGGAUCAUGAAAGAAUGUCCUACCUUCUUUACCAGAUGCUCUGUGGUAUUAAACAUUUGCAUUCAGCCGGUAUCAUUCAUAGAGACUUGAAACCUAGCAACAUCGUAGUAAAAUCAGACUGCACCCUUAAGAUCCUGGACUUCGGCCUGGCCCGGACAGCAUGCACCAACUUUAUGAUGACCCCAUACGUGGUGACGCGGUAUUAUCGGGCGCCCGAAGUCAUCCUGGGCAUGGGCUACAAGGAGAACGUUGAUAUCUGGUCAGUGGGUUGCAUCAUGGGCGAGCUGGUGAAAGGUUGUGUGAUAUUCCAAGGCACUGAUCAUAUUGAUCAGUGGAAUAAAGUUAUUGAGCAGCUAGGAACACCAUCUGCAGAUUUCAUGAAGAAACUUCAGCCAACUGUGAGGAAUUAUGUAGAAAACAGACCAAAGUAUCCUGGAAUCAAAUUUGAAGAACUCUUUCCAGAUUGGAUAUUCCCAUCAGAAUCGGAACGAGACAAAAUUAAAACAAGUCAAGCCAGAGAUUUGUUAUCAAAAAUGUUAGUGAUAGACCCUGACAAGCGGAUCUCAGUGGACGAAGCUCUGCGUCACCCUUACAUUACCGUCUGGUAUGACCCUGCCGAAGCAGAAGCGCCACCGCCUCAAAUUUACGAUGCCCAGUUGGAAGAAAGAGAACAUGCCAUUGAGGAAUGGAAAGAGCUGAUUUACAAAGAAGUAAUGGAUUGGGAAGAAAGAAGCAAGAAUGGUGUCGUAAAAGAUCAGCCUUCAGAUGCAGCAGUAAGUAGCCACGCCACUCCUUCUCAGUCGUCAUCCAUCAAUGACAUUUCAUCCAUGUCCACUGAGCAGACGCUGGCCUCAGACACUGACAGCAGUCUCGAUGCCUCGACGGGACCCCUUGAAGGUUGUCGAUGAUGAGUUAGGAAUAGCAAGCUUGUCGUCAGUGAGGAAGUCUCGCCUCCAUGGGCCUGAAAUGCUCCGGAGUUGAUGGAGCCACAUAGAAAAACCCCAUGUUCUGCAUGUAAGAAACACGACGCCUUGCCCCUGCUCAGUCCGAUAGGGUUGCCUGUCUAGAUUAUAAAAUGAAGCAGGUUGUGUCUGAAGAAAAAAAGUGCAAGCCACAUUUUUAGAGAUUUUGUUCAAGGUCAUUUCAGGUGAGCAAUUAGAAUGGAUGAAGUUUUUUAAAGUUGUACGGUAAUAGUAGUGACAAUUUAUCAUCCUCAGUAACUGUUGGGACUUAUAUGCAUGUGACCACAAAUGCUUGCUCCGACUUGCCAUCUAGCACUUUGGAAAUCAGUAUUUAAAUGCCAAAUAGUCUUCCAGGUAGUGCUGCUUCUAGAAUUAUCUCUUAAUCCUCCUAAGUACUUUGGUGUCUGUCCAGAAAAAAUAGAUUUAUGUGUAUUAAUUGGCCACCAUCAUAUUAUCAUAUCUCACCUUCUCUUAUGGUAUGAUUUAUUCUAUCUUUUGUAUUUUGGAAGGAAUAUAAUUAAAUCUAUUUAAUAAAUGAAAAAUAGAACUUUUCUUAAAUUUGUCAUGUUUGGGGCUGAGAAUUAUCCCUGCUAAAACCAAGACACUUACAUGCAUACUUUGUCCUCUCCAGAUCGUCUUAGUCUGGGAUGGCUGUACAUUCAGCUUUACUAUGUGAUAAAAUUUUAAGUUUUGUUUUGUGCUGCUUAAGUUACAUAUGCCUUUCAAAUCCUUAUUAUUAUUGACUUAUUAUUAAUUUAAAAUGUUACCUAGACAUUCACCUUCUUUAUUAGCCACCUAACAGUCCAUUUCGAUGAUGGCAGAUGGAUCCUGAAUCCAUUACCUGCUGUUAGAGUAGAAUUUUAGGAAACGAUCACUGAAGGUGACCACAGGUGCCUACUCAGUGCUCGCUCUGCCUGAGCCGGGACCGGCCCGUUCUGACCUUCUGUCAUUCACGGUGCACAUGACCUCACAAGGCAGCGUUUCCCUUUUGCAACACAACAACGUUCUUACUUUCUCGCUUUACUGAAAGGUUUUCUCGCUUUACUGAAAGAAACCACCUGAAUCCCCCAUGGUCUGUUGUCGGAAGCGUUUUGAUUCUGAACCCCUGCUUGUUGUCCUCCACUUGGUGGCGGCAUCUCCUUUUCCUCAGGGAAAUCAUGAAUGUUCUGGGAAAACUCUGCAGAGGGACAUGGAGGAAAUGCCCAAAAAAGUGGUGACUAACUAGUGAAUAUUUCCCAAUUUAAAACUGCUCACCUGAAAUUGAUACUUUCAGACUUUUUGAUGUGGAAAUUAUUCAGAAUUCACUAAGAUACUGAGUACUGAAGUGUCACUGCAGAAAUGGAGUUGUAAUGGUCACACUUUGGCUACCUGUGCUCAUAAUGCUUUUCCCUUGAGCUUAUUCUGUUACAGAUUCAUAUCUUGUGUUUAAUUAUUUUGGAAGCUGUUGGAUCAACAUUCUAUAGAAUUGGUCUUAGGAGGAACUUUGAUAAGAAAGUUUAUUAUAAAUAUUAUCUACAAUAUAUGAUUCUCUCUGCACCAGUUGUAUCUUAUCGAUUGGUCUUAUCACUGGAAAGUGGAACCUUUGAUGAGCAAAAUUAAUAUUGAAGUAAUAAAUCGUUUUAUAUUGUUAGGUUUAGACACAUUCAAGUACAAGAUGGAAACACUAACUUGGACUGAGGCAGAAGCAUCUGUUACAGGACUGGGACAAUUUUGGUUUUGGAGGCCUGAUGAUAUAGUGAAGAAAGGUAUCGCUAUACAUGUAAAAGCAUCAUAAAGUGGCCUUCUCUCUAAUGUACAUUCUUUAAAAAGACUUUACUAAAUCUGUCUUUAAAAAGGAAAACAAAGAGAGGGGAUUGUUUUUAAAAUGCGUUGUCUACCCUGGGCUAAUGUAAACGCAGCAGUGUGUUGAGGGCGUAUUGAGGUCCCACUUACCAGGCACCAUAGAUGGAGCUGGGUGCCCCACAGAUUGGCUCUCAGCUCUCAUUGCUCUGUGUGGUCACGAAGAGAGCCCGCGUCAGCCUGGGCAGGUUUUCUGCCAAAGCCACCUUCCAUCAGGUAGUGGAGAGUGCACCUAGGACAGGCCACAGGCUGCAGACCGCAGAGCUCCGUGGGAACGCCUCGCGGCUCCCGGGUCCUCCCUCCUGAGCAAGCUGUGCCGGGUCCUGCUGCAGGGCGCACGGGUUCAAACUGGUCACUAUGGAUGAAUGCCAAUGUGGAUAAGAACUGAAAAUGUGCUCCAUUUACAUCUUCUCUAUUUUAUUUUUGUAGUUUAUAUUGUACACAACCCUGGAAGUAACUAUUUUGGACACAUAUUUUUAUAAACCAGGUAAUUUAUUAUUAGCCUGGAAUUUGGAGUAGGUUUGUUUCGUUUGUUGGCUUUGUUUUCAUUCAAAUUGGAAAUGACUGCCUCCUCUAGGCUGGAUCUUGACUUCAAGCGCAGGUCCAGAGAGCAGACAGAGUCUGUCAGACUAAGCAAGCAUUCUAGAAUCACAUGCUGCUCAGUGCUGAUCAGCUGUGGUCCUGGAAAUGCAAGUACCACUCAGUUCUUAUCUUUGGAAUGAAAAGCUCAGAGCUGCUGGGCUGAAAGGAGAAGCCCUCGGCAGAGCCGGUAGAGAACAGCCAGGGUCCCUAGUCGGAAGGCUGCAUGCGAUGCUGGUUCCACCCGGAUGUGAUGCUGAGAGUCCUGGUGGUGACGUCGGGGUCAUCGGCUGAUUGUUCAUGUGACACCCACUGGUGUUUCAUGUCGGUCCUAAAUACAGGUGUGGCCUUUCAGAUCACAUCUCAAACGUAACAUUGCCUAAUGUUUUAUAAUAAAAUAUAUUAUGUGUGUU